UUGAUUUCGUAUGAUAAUUAGUAUUACAAGUAAAUAAACAAUACAGGUCACUUACUUACUUUCCGAUAAACAUGCCUUAUCUACGGUUGCAGAACAGUUUGAUAAUUGGUAGGGAAAUCACUUUAAGAAUCGUUUUGUGGAUUUAUUUUCCUUUUCUGGUUGUGGAAUAGAAUGGAUGAUAAAGAAGAUAAAUAUGAUUAUAGUGUAUCCCCAAAAUAUGAUGAAGGUAUCAUUGCUGUUGAUAUUGCAAACAAUGUUUUAGUAGAUUCUGUGACAACAAUGCCACAAACAGCAAUUUCUUCAAACAUAAUAGAGGUGGAGGAAAGCAAUGGCAAAGAUGAAGACUCAAGUAAGUUAACGUUGGCCUAUGAGCGAUUAUAUGAAAUACCAAGAACAAUAGUUGAGAAGUUUUCCAACUAUGUCCAGUACUUGGAUAUCAGUCAUAAUAAGAUUACAAAUUUAGAGCCUCUUGUUCACUUCAAACACCUUACAUCACUGAUAGCAGAUGACAACCCUGUUACAGAGAAUUGCUUUCUACCACCGUUACCUAAACUGGAGUUGUUAUGGCUUAAUUAUUGUAAAAUAGCAUCCCUGUAUCCCUGGGUGGGGAAAUUGAAGGAGUCAUGUCCAAAUUUACAAUAUCUAUCACUUAUGGGGAAUCCCGCCGCGCCUAGUUACUUCAAUGGUGGUACUUUUUAUGAGUACUUGCAGUAUAGGCUAUUUAUAAUAUCCCAAUUCCCUUCCCUCAACCAUCUUGAUGACCGCAAAAUUACAGAAGACCAAAGGGAGGAAUCGCACAGAUUAUACAAAAGACCACUCUUACAGAGAAUAGGCCGUCCCAACACUAGUAUAUCCAAUUUUAUGAAUAGCUCUGUGUCCUGGAGUAAUGUACAGAGUAAGUUGACGUUUUUAUGGGGAAAUAGAGAAGGUAGAAACCUCUUAAUAUGAUUUUAUCACUAUAGGCAAUAAUAGUAAUUCUUAUCUACCUAUCAAAUUACUAGGAAUAAGAUUUUUAAGUAAUUCAAUUUAAAAAAUCAAAUGUAUGUAUUUAAAGUUACUGGCUGAGGCGCCAGUUCUCACUUGAGGAUGUAUGAUUUGGCAUAAAGGGCACAAAUUAGAGUCGAGACAGAGUAAACAAUGACACCAGUAUGUCAAAAUUCAAUAAGUUUUUGACACACGGGAGAUUGCUCUAGUCUCCUUGAAUGUUGCCAGAAUUUAAUUAAUACUACAUAAAAUAAAUCAAUUUGUACUUUUUGUUUAUACUAGACUUUAGUAUAGUGAGAUAAUAUCAUCGAAUUUAUAUUAAAAUUAACUAGUAAUUUCUUAAGAGAUAUUCAAGUUGUGUAUGUUUUAAUAGCCUAAAUAAAAAUAAUAAUAAUAGUUUAAUUAACAUAUAGGCCUGUCCUUAGCUCUCCUGUCAAAUGGCAUCAACGGUCUUCCUAUAUGACCAAGUUAGAGUUCACAUUGUACCUUCAUAAGAUAUACAUUACAAAUAUAUAUAUUAUGUUAAAUAAAUAAACUGUUGAAAAUAAA
This is a messenger RNA of Pieris napi, 1533 nucleotides long. RefSeq names its product leucine-rich melanocyte differentiation-associated protein-like. Gene Ontology annotation, molecular function: protein binding. The record is from RefSeq and is a predicted model, not a curated record. The transcript is spliced from 6 exons. Bases 172 to 948 code for a protein of 258 amino acids. NCBI's taxonomy places the organism in Eukaryota, Metazoa, Arthropoda, Insecta, Lepidoptera, Pieridae.